AUGGAGUCAGACAUUUUGCAAAUCCCCCAGGAAACACUCACCUGCUUCAUUUGCCAGGGCAUCUUUAUGGACCCAGUCUCCCUAAGGUGUGGCCAUACCUUCUGCAAGGACAAGUGCGUGAUCCACAAGGAGAGAAAGAUGACAUUCUGUGGUGAGAGCAGGGCCUUCCUCUGCCAAUUGUGUUCUGACCCCCAGGAUCACAGAUGUCACACACACUGCACUAUUGGAGGGCGUGUUUGUAUGCAAAUGGACUAUGUGACCCUACGGGGGGAAAUGAUCACGACACAGUAUAGCAAACUACAUCCACCCCUCAAUGAAGAAGUGAAUCAAUAUAUGGCAUGUAUGAAAAAUCAAAGCAAUAUUAUUUUAGAGGCGCUUGGGGAAAAUGAAGCCAUGAUGGUCCACAAGAGGAGUCAACUAAUAGUAAUGUAUCAGGAGCUGAAGGCGAUGUCUCAGAAGCCAUAUGAGGUGCUGCUGCAGGAUUUGGAUGACUUGUUCAGAAGGAGUGAGUCAGUACAGCUGACACAGAGAAUGAAACCAAAACUCGGUGCCCAUCCCAAUACUGGGCUGACUGCAAGGUUCAACUACUUCCAAGUGAAAAUUUUCUUUCAAAAUUUAAUUCUAUUCAACUGCAAACUAAGCCUAGUUUUUGAUGUGAGAAGAUUCACCUCUAGACCUUACAAUGAAAAUCCAUUUCUGGCUGUGCCUGGAUCCUAUCGUGCUUCCUGGGGAGCAGAGAGCUUCACCACUGGAAAACAUUACUGGGAGCUGGAUUUGAAGGACCAUGAGCAAUGGGCUGUAGGGGUCUGUAACAAUGUCUGGUUAAAGAAGAGAAACUUUGAGAUUGGAUCUAAAGGAGCAUUUCUUCUUGUGUGUUUGAAGGAGAGUAAUCAUUACGGCCUCCUCACUACCUGCCCAACAUUUUGUCACUAUAUAGAGAAACCAACUGGCCGGGUUGGCAUGUUCCUUGAUUGUGAAGGUGGAUGUGUGAGUUUCCUGGAUGUAACCCAGAGUUCCCUCAUAUACAGUUACUGCCCUGGAACUUUCCAUUGCACUGUCAGGCCUUACUACUGUACUCUCUACACAUGA
This is a messenger RNA of Apodemus sylvaticus (European woodmouse), 1089 nucleotides long. Its product is annotated as tripartite motif-containing protein 43C-like. The transcript is spliced from 6 exons. Bases 1 to 1089 code for a protein of 362 amino acids. The record is from RefSeq and is a predicted model, not a curated record. Gene Ontology annotation, molecular function: protein binding. Lineage: Eukaryota; Metazoa; Chordata; Mammalia; Rodentia; Muridae.